AUGGCAGCAUAUUAUGCUACUCCCUCCAGCUCUGUAGUUGCCCACACCUCCGCGUUGCAACCCUAUGGGCAAUACUCUGAGGAGGGCGGUCCAAACCCAAACGUUAGCGUCUAUGAUCUACCUACGGACUCCGAAAAUGAAGCAGAGGUGGAUGAGCUGGAGUCCGACACCGAUCCCGAAGACGAGCUCGCUGCAAGCGCCUCCGCUAACCAGAAGAAGAGUGGACGACGGCUUGGGGAACGUACUCCCGGGACAACUCUGCUUCCCGCUUCCAAAGUAGAGAACAUAGUUCAGCCGGACAGUGCCAACGUUUUAGCUAGCAUCUCGAUGUCGAAAGAAGCAUUGUUCAUUUUGUCGGUUGCAACGGAGGAAUUCAUAAAACGAAUGGCACAAGCUGGCCACCGCCAGGCGGCUGCGAAGCGUCGAGGGACUGUAAAUUACUCGGAUUUGGCGUGUUCCACCCAGCAAUAUCAAGAAUUCAUGUUCUUGCAAGACACGAUACCUGAACCAAUAUCCAUAGCGGAGGCACUUGACAGACGGGCAAUGAAAGAGAAGGAAGACUUGGAAGCCAAUCCGGCAAUGUCAACUACCCACCGGCAGUCACCUCCUUUCGUAGCAGUAUCUGCACCCCAGUUAAAUGGGAAGUCAAAAGCCAAGUCAAGGCCGUCAGUCGCUAAUGGCAGAGAAACAUCAAGUGCAAGUGCAAAUGGAAGUUCUAGGAGAGAGCAUAGACGGAAUGAGGACGUGAUGGAUGGUGUUGUAUCAAGAAGUCGGAGCACAAGAGUCGCGCAUGAAGAUCGUUAUGCCGGGUCAGAAGAGCGCGCGUCAAGUGACAUGGGCAAUGAAACAGGUCUCUAUCAAGCGGCUCCAUCACCGAGACGUCAAAAUGCAGGCCUCCAGGACAGAGGUCGGUCACCUCAGGAAUUUGCACCCAACUGGCCUGGCCAUUACACUGGCCCCGCGAGCGGCUUCCUACAAGAUCCACAUGGAGGAUUUGGUCGAGGAAUUAGUAGUCAGAAUCCCGGGCGUACUAUCUACUCACAGCAAGCGCGUCCAGAAAAUGGUUCCUAUCAGUAG
Suillus clintonianus is the source of this 1077-nucleotide messenger RNA. RefSeq lists its product as uncharacterized. The record is from RefSeq and is a predicted model, not a curated record. Lineage: Eukaryota; Fungi; Basidiomycota; Agaricomycetes; Boletales; Suillaceae. Gene Ontology annotation, cellular component: nucleus; CHRAC. Bases 1 to 1077 code for a protein of 358 amino acids. Gene Ontology annotation, molecular function: protein heterodimerization activity. The transcript is spliced from 5 exons.